AUGUUUGAUCUGUUUGGUCAAAUAAUACUUUUACUGGGAGUGGACAUAUCAAUGCUGCAAGGUUUUAUUUUUGGAUGCUUCUUUGCACUGAAUGCUUUAUUGAUCGCCACUGGUAUUUAUCUGGCAAGUCGAUACAGCAGUCUAAAUAAAAGUCAGAAGGAGCUGUCCACUAGGAUUGCAUCCAUCACUGAUCAGACAUGGGAGCAGUUAUGUCAGCUGCAAAUCAACGACACACAUGUAAGGAAGCUCAACAAAGAGCUUCAUAGGAGAAACAUGGAGGUGUGUGAACUGAAAAACACCAACUGCCACCUACAAAAGGAGAUGCAGGCUCUCAAACAACAGAUGCACAUAAAUCAAAAUCUCCGAGAAGAAAUCCAUAACCUCAAAGAGGACAUCAAUAUCUGCGUGAAGAGGGCCUUCCACUCAGCCACGGUCCGUCUAGAGCUUGUGGAAAUGUUGCAGGAAGUCUUGUGUGUGGUGCUAAAAAACUGUGAGGAUCAUGAUGAAUCCGAGGACAAUCCACCAUCUACCAUUUUACGCAGUAUGAAAGAGAACCCAGAAUUCAGAGCUGUGUUUGAAAAGUAUACAGUGGACAACGUGCUGGGGGGAGGUGGAUUUGGACAGGUGUGGGCAGCUCAAAGGAUUGAGAACAACUUAUUGGUUGCCAUCAAGUUUGCAACACCAAAACCUGAAAAGGUGAUGUAUAACAUGUCCAAUAAAGAAAUGCAGGUUAUGCCUUGGGAAGUAGGCCUCAUGCAGCUGGUCUCUUUUCCCGAGCACCCUGGUGUAAUCAAACUGUUGGAGUGGUUUACGGUGCCCACAAAAGAUGUCCUGGUUCUGGAGCUUGUGGAGGCAUCCAUGAAUCUCACUGACUAUAUGAAGAUCCAAGGUGGUCACUUGACGGAGGACCUAACAAAGAAUAUCCUAUCCCAGGUGGUUCAGGCAGUCCAGCAUAUCCAUUCCUGUUUGGUCUUCCACAGGGACCUGAAACCAGGAAACAUUUUGAUCCAGACCACCACAGGGAAAAUCAAACUUAUUGAUUUUGGCUGUGGCACCAUGCUGAAGAAGGGGAAGUAUCAGAGUUUUGAAGGUACAACCUUGUAUGCUCCUCCUGAGGUCUUCUCAUUGGAGUAUCAUGAAGCCAUCCCAACAACCUCGUGGUCCCUAGGAGUCACUCUCUUUGAACUGCUCUGUGGGCAGCUGCCAUUCCAGAAAGUAGGGGAGAUCCUCUGUGGUAGAUUCAUAUUUACUCAAGAUCUGUCUGAUGAAUGUCAAGAUCUUAUUGAGAGAUGCCUCUCCAUGAACCCAGAAGGACGGCCCACCCUAGAAGAGAUUCUGCUUCAUCCUUGGAUGAAAUAA
Polypterus senegalus (gray bichir) is the source of this 1359-nucleotide messenger RNA. RefSeq names its product serine/threonine-protein kinase pim-2-like. Lineage: Eukaryota; Metazoa; Chordata; Cladistia; Polypteriformes; Polypteridae. Gene Ontology annotation, molecular function: ATP binding; protein serine/threonine kinase activity. Gene Ontology annotation, cellular component: cytoplasm. The transcript has 7 exons. Gene Ontology annotation, biological process: protein autophosphorylation. The record is from RefSeq and is a predicted model, not a curated record. The coding region runs from base 1 to 1359 and encodes 452 amino acids.